GAGAGAGAGAGAGAGAGAAUGAGUAAAAACAAUAUGGUACGAUUCUCAACCCUAACCCUAGUUAUUGUUUUUCUUUCCUGUGUUGCAUCCUCCUAUGCAGCUAAUGUUGCAGAUCCACAAACCAUUUGCAAGAAAGCCAAAGAUCCAUCUUUUUGCUUGAAUUUUCUGAAAUCAAAGCCCGGUGGUGUUGGCAGAGAUCUCAACAGUUUGUUAAAGUACACCCUUGGUGUGCUUCGUACCGAUGUGUCCGGAACAAUCUCUUUAAUCACGAAACUAAUUGCACAAAGUGGCAAUGAUCUCGAGAAAAAAAACUAUUAUAAGAGUUGUUUGACUUUUUAUGCAGAGGAUGAAGGAGCUCUUGGUGAGAUUGAGGAAGCACAAGACCUCUUGAACCGUUCUGAUUACAAUGGUGUUAAUGUGCAUAUCAGUGGUGUCAUGAGCGAUGUUUAUAACUGCGGUACUGGUGAUGAACAUCCUUAUCAAGAUACCUCUUCGCUGCCAAAACAAGCCGAUGUUGUCAACAAUGUUGCUGAGAUUAUUCUUAUUAUCUCAAAUUUGUUAUUAAACCAUUAGAAUAUACUAGUUUCCUUCCUACAAUAAUAGAGUAGUAGACUACUAGUUUCUUUCUUGUGCUUCAUGAAUAAUGUUACGA
Messenger RNA from Medicago truncatula (barrel medic), 652 nucleotides. Its product is annotated as pectinesterase inhibitor 2. The record is from RefSeq and is a predicted model, not a curated record. Gene Ontology annotation, biological process: negative regulation of catalytic activity. Gene Ontology annotation, molecular function: pectinesterase inhibitor activity. Bases 19 to 573 code for a protein of 184 amino acids. NCBI's taxonomy places the organism in Eukaryota, Viridiplantae, Streptophyta, Magnoliopsida, Fabales, Fabaceae. The transcript has a single exon.